This is a messenger RNA of Seminavis robusta, 1574 nucleotides long. Lineage: Eukaryota; Bacillariophyta; Bacillariophyceae; Naviculales; Naviculaceae. The record is from the annotation of a GenBank genome assembly.
CAUAAAUUCCCCUCCUCGACUCCCAAUAACCUAUGGCCAUACCUUAGAUUCCUUGCUGAGCCAACCUUAGAGCUAAGACUAGUAAACAUGUCGUCUCCAAACGCAAAGCCUUUGAGUCCAAACCCCAAGAGUCCCUUCCUGAGCGGCAACCUGCAACUCUAUCAAAUCCACCCACAAGUUGUCACUCCAUUGGGCAAAACCAAAACCCGUAGUCGAAUGGAUUCCAUUACCUUCGCCCGCCAUGUUUUGAUUGGCUGUGGUCUCAUGGGCUUUAUCUUUGGGAUUUCGAGCCUUGCAGGUUCGGAGGAUCUUGAUCAACCACCCCACCGCGCUCUCGCAGAGCUCCACCACACGCACAUCCAGCAGCACGAACUCCACCUGAGGGGCAACGAAGCACUCGUGGAAGAAACGACGCCUCAGCCUGGAAACUACAUUCCAGUGUCAUGCCCGGGUGUCUUGGAGCAGAUGAGGACUGGAACACUCGCGGUCAAAGACCCUAACAAUGGCAUUCUUCAUGGCCGCCAAGUCGAACGAGACCCGAAGUUUUGGAUAUCGCUCCAUACAAAAGAAUUCGACAAGACAAGGUGGGAUGUGAUGGUAUCGGGUGACUACUAUAAACGUUCUCUUAGUGUGGCUUUUGUUGAGAUUCUCCAAGACACUGCCCCUGGUGCACGUGUUUUGGAUGUUGGUGGAAACAUUGGUUACUUCACUCUACUGUCAGCGUCAAAGGGUCCUGUCAUUGUUGACGCCUUUGAACCAAACGCCAAGAAUCGUCUUCGCUUCUGUGAAUCUCUGAACUUGAACCAGUGGAACAGCGAGUUUGAUGUUUCCAUUAUUAAGACCCCUGCUGCUGAACAAUCAAAGGUCAAUCUUUAUCCGUUUGGGGUCGGGCGAGAAGAUGGAAUGUUCACAUUUCAGGAAAACAGCAAUCCUGGACAAGGGAAGUUUGGAAAGAAGGCCGAAGACGGCGAGGAGGGAUUCCAAGUUGUGACCUUGGAUGGGCUUGCCAAGAAACGUAACUGGUUUGAAUCACGUCCAGAUAUUGCCCUGCUGAAAAUAGCUGUAGAGGGACUGGAAUACAAUGUAAUUCUUGGUGCUUUGGAAUUGCUUCAAGCCCGCAUGAUUCGAAACAUAUUGAUGGAAGUCUCCGCUAGGAAUUCUGAAGAAAUGGAACUCAACAAACCAGCCCUGGACCUUCUCAUAGAAGCAGGUUACAAGCUCCACAAGGUUGGGGGCUGGAGAGGACCCGACAAGGAUCUUGAGCUGGAUCCAAACAAAGAUGCUGCUGAGCAGAUCAUGGAGAAAACAUUAGGAGAGAAGGCUCGACAGUUGAAUCUAUGGUGGACACUCUAGGGAGUCCAGUAGCUACAUGCAUCCAAACGUUUACUCGAGUAUAUCAACGUAGCUAGCGCGGACGCGACUUCAUUUCAAUGGUAGCUCUUGCAAAAUACAUGCCCACAACGUGCAGUGAAGGUGGUGGUAGUCACAGCCAGCUGGACGAGAACUACCGGUAUACCAGGUAGCGGAAAACCCUGUCCAGACUACACUUUCAUCUUUAUAAGGCUUAUUUGUUC